Triticum dicoccoides is the source of this 2032-nucleotide messenger RNA. RefSeq lists its product as uncharacterized. Gene Ontology annotation, molecular function: protein binding. The transcript is spliced from 2 exons. NCBI's taxonomy places the organism in Eukaryota, Viridiplantae, Streptophyta, Magnoliopsida, Poales, Poaceae. The record is from RefSeq and is a predicted model, not a curated record. Bases 138 to 1574 code for a protein of 478 amino acids.
CACGCAACGCACGCUGCAGGUGUGCUUCCUGCCCAUGAGGAAAGAAGAAUGACAAGGUUCAGAUUUGAUUGUUUGCAUCAUGGGAGCUGAUUACCCAAAAAUGUUCCUGGGAGACUAGGGAUUGGAUAGAGGAGCCCAUGGAAAAUCUUGUAACUCACAAAGUUCAGGUUGAUUUUCAAAAAAAAAAGAAAAGAAAAAUGACGCGAGAGCUCUGUGGGCUCAGGAAAACAACAAAGGUAAUUUCAGGAAACAUCAAGGAGCAAACAGAAGACGUGCGGCAUUUUUCUAGCCAACAAUCGCCCCGGCGGCGCCGCCGGUGGAGGCGAUUUGGAUCUGAGAUGGAGCAAGCGACCGACGGCGACGGGGCUCCUCUCCCGCCGAGCCUCCUCCUCAACCUGCAGGUCUACACCGCCACGGCCUGCGGCCGACGCAACGCCACCACCGCCUCCUGCAAGGCGAGGGGCGGCGCCCACGACGUCGAGGUCACCCUGCUCGCCGCCAUGCCGCCCCGCGUCUCCUCGCUCCAGGUUUGCUGCGCCCGGCCUGCGCCCGCCUCCGCCCACGCGCCCUAUAUAGCCGCAUCGGAGGCCGACCUCAUCCUCAUCGGCGUCGCUGUCAGCAACCGGCGGUAUGACUACUUCCUUUACAAAUUGGCCGCGGGUGAGGGGGGAUCCUCCUUGGAGUUGUUCCCGGAAACUUCCCUCUCCUCCCUCUCACUCGACGACUCGUGCGUCGGCAUCCUGCGCUGCGGUGACUCUUAUUUGGUCGCCGGGCUCUGCUACACGUUCUCGCCCAGCGAGUACGAUCUCCAUAUCUACAACUCUGGCACGAGGGGAUGGACCACCAGGCCGUCCCUGUCCAGCCAACGGCAGGAGCACGCCCCCAGCUACCAUGUCAACCACAAGGUGAUCGCUGUGGGGGGAGAGGCCGGCACCAUGGCCUGGGUCGACCUCUGGCAGGGCAUCCUCCUCUGCGACCUGCGACGUGAUGACCCCUGCCUGCGGUACAUCCCGCUGCCGCCGCCGCUGCUGCCGGGCAGAAUGCUGGAAGGCUGCCCGAGAAAUGCACGGGACAUUGCGGUCGUCGAUGGCCGCAUCAGGUACGUCGAGCUGCAGAUCCGCAUCAGGCCUGGCUCGGCCAGCAGGGGCGGCUACCUUGCCGAUGGCUGGACUAUUGCCAUGUGGAGCAGGAGCGCCGCCGAGAAUGAUGAUUGGCACCAAGACUGCAAAGCCGAUGCUUCUCAGGUCUCUGUCACAAAUAAAGUUCCAAACUUCGAUUUACUGCCUACGCUGCUGCUAGACGCUGAAGGCCAAACCAAGCAGAUCUUGGCGAGACUCCACACAGGUCAUCCCACACUCAGCCUGCACGACCACCGAGUCGUUUACCUCAUGACUAAGGUCGACCACCGGGAUGACAGGGCGUGGGUGCUCGCCGUUGAUGUCAGGAAUAAGACACUGCAAGGAGUUGCCGAGUUCACUGCCGAUAGAGUACCUGGUUUCAGUUACACAUAUACACACUCUAGGGUCUCUCAGUAUCUGAAUAUGGCUCCUCCAGAUGCAAAGAAGUUUACCUGAAACCUCGUGCAGGAAGCUUCCUGGAACUGACAUGGGUCUGAAAUCAAUACGCUUUGAUUUGUCCAUCCUACCAGGCAAAUGAUGGCAUGCUUAAGUUUUUCCAAUUAACUAACUACUAUGGUGUUUGGAAAGAAAAAGAACAGAACUCUCGUCAAUAUUUAUCAAAGUUAUGGUUAGUAGCAAGGAUGGAUAUGUUGAUAUUUACAGUUUUAUAAACUCUACUCAGAUGUCGUUUGAUCUGUUUAUGAUUUAUGUUGGUUGUAGAACAUACUUUCAACCUUUCGAGGUUUGUAAUUGCUCACUUGUGGCUGGAUAGCGAUGUGGUUGCUCAUCUUGGGCGGGAGCUCUCCGAAAUGUUCUCGAAUAAAAGGCCAGUCAAACUGGAGCAAGUUGGUGUACUUUGGACGUUGACAUGGAAUCUUAUGAAAUCAGGGGUCAGUCAACUUGAAAAGUUCUCA